AUGCUCCUCCUAGACUAUCAGAAUGUCUAUAUACAAUCUGUGCUCACCGAGCGCUUCUCAGGUGCCCCUCCAGCUUCGAUCGACCAGACAGUCUCCGACUUCGAUGGAGUUACUUUCCAUGUCUCUACACCUGAAUCAAAGUCCAAAAUUCUAGUAUCUCUCCAGAUUAAGUGCUACGACGAGCUUGUCAAACACGGUGCAACAAAGGUCCUGGAACGAGAGUAUGGGUCUUACGUCGUUCCACCAGAGAAUGGAUACGACUUUUCAGUCCAGGUGGACUUGGACAACCUGCCGAAAGAUCAGGGCGAACGGGAUGCAUUGAUUCGAAGCAUUUCGCUACUGAAGCGCAACGCCGUGGCUGCACCAUUCGAGCAAGCUUUCGAGGAACAUCACGCUCUCCACGAGGAAUCAUCUAAAUUUACAUCCGAAGAAGCUCCGCAGGGCGUACGGGAGGGUGGUGAGGUUAAAGCUAUCCACUACCGCGAGGAGGAGGCUAUUUAUAUCAAAGCCAGCCACGACAGAGUCACUGUCAUUUUUAGCACUGUAUUCAGGGAAGAGACGGACAGAGUGUUUGGCAAGGUAUUCAUACAGGAGUUUGUUGACGCCAGACGAAGGGCGAUACAGAAUGCGCCGCAAGUACUGUACAGGACGGACCCCCCUCUCGAGCUCCAAGGUGUUCCAGGAGUAAAGGACUCCGGCACGGGUGAGAUUGGCUACGUUACAUUUGUUCUGUUCCCCAGGCAUCUUACGAAACAGCGACGAGACGAGGUUAUUUCGCACAUUCAAACCUUCCGUGACUACUUCCACUACCACAUCAAAGCUUCCAAGGCAUAUAUUCACUCGAGAAUGCGUAGACGGACGGCCGACUUCCUCCAGGUAUUACGACGUGCACGUCCAGAGAACGAGGAAAAGGAGCGCAAGACUGCUAGUGGCCGGACAUUCAAAGUGCAGGGGAACUGA
Pseudogymnoascus destructans is the source of this 960-nucleotide messenger RNA. RefSeq lists its product as uncharacterized. The coding region runs from base 1 to 960 and encodes 319 amino acids. Gene Ontology annotation, molecular function: structural constituent of cytoskeleton; actin filament binding. The transcript has 5 exons. Gene Ontology annotation, biological process: Arp2/3 complex-mediated actin nucleation; actin filament polymerization. The record is from RefSeq and is a predicted model, not a curated record. Gene Ontology annotation, cellular component: Arp2/3 protein complex; actin cytoskeleton. Lineage: Eukaryota; Fungi; Ascomycota; Leotiomycetes; Thelebolales; Thelebolaceae.